GGAAACCUCCCGCAGGUCAACUCCGUGCGUGGAGAAUAAGGACUCCCUAUACACCUUGGCAUACCUGUGCUGGGGGAAAAGAAACACUUAUGCAUGGAGACUUGGAUCGUCUGGCUAAUAAACAAACAUGAGUCAUCUGAAGUUGUUUGCAGCUGUGCUGAAGAGGCAUGGCUUUAAACUUUUGGAAAAGCAGGAUAUAGCGAGAGGGGCAUUUUUACAUGGCCAACGGUAUGUUUCAUCAGGAACCUCACAGCCAUUCCUGAGUGGGAGUAAUUCCAAUUACAUGGAGGAAAUGUACCAUGCAUGGCUUGAAAACCCUAAAAGCGUACAUAAGUCCUGGGAUGUGUUUUUCCGAAGUGCUAACACUGGCCAAGCAACCCAUCUACCAGCUCAGCUGGAAGGAAAGGGAUCAUUUCUGCAGAGUCACGGCCUGGCCCCAGCACCAGGGACGGCUGAAAAGGUUGUUGAAGAUCACCUUGCCGUGCAGUCAUUGAUAAGAGCAUACCAAAUCCGUGGCCAUCAUGUGGCUCAGCUAGAUCCCCUUGGAAUUCUGGAUGCAGAUUUGGAUUCAUUUAUUCCAUCUGACCUUAUUACCACAAUCGAUAAACUUGGGUUUUAUGGUUUGCAUGAAUCAGAUUUGGACAAAGUCUUUCAGCUGCCGACAACCACCUUCAUAGGAGGAAAUGAGAACAGUCUUUCUUUGAGAGAGAUCAUCAAACGCCUGGAGCAUACCUACUGCCAACACAUUGGCCUGGAGUUUAUGUUCAUCAACGAUGUGGAGCAGUGCCAGUGGAUCCGUCAGAAGUUUGAGACACCGGGAAUCAUGAAGUUCUCGAACGAGGAUAAAAGGACUUUGCUGGCAAGGCUGGUGCGCUCUAUGAGAUUUGAAGACUUCCUUGCUCGCAAGUGGUCUUCUGAAAAGAGAUUUGGUUUGGAAGGAUGUGAAGUAAUGAUUCCAGCACUUAAGACUAUCAUUGAUAAAUCCAGUGAAAUGGGAAUUGAAUAUGUUAUAAUGGGAAUGCCUCACAGAGGUCGGCUGAAUGUAUUGGCUAAUGUAAUCCGAAAAGAGCUGGAGCAGAUCUUCUGUCAGUUUGAUCCCAAACUUGAAGCAGCUGAUGAGGGAUCUGGGGAUGUAAAAUACCACCUGGGAAUGUACCAUGAGAGGAUCAAUCGAAAAACAAACAAGAAAAUCACUCUGUCCCUGAUGGCUAACCCUUCUCACUUGGAAGCAGUUGAUCCUGUUGUGCAAGGCAAGACAAAAGCUGAACAGUUUUAUCGAGGGGAUACGGCAGGGAAAAAGGUUAUGUCCAUAUUAUUACAUGGGGAUGCUGCCUUUGCAGGACAAGGAGUGGUUUAUGAGACAUUUCAUCUUAGUGACCUCCCAUCUUACACUACAAAUGGCACUAUCCAUGUUGUGGUCAACAACCAGAUUGGCUUCACCACAGACCCCCGUAUGGCCCGUUCAUCUCCAUAUCCCACUGAUGUUGCUCGUGUGGUCAAUGCUCCCAUUUUCCACGUGAAUGCUGAUGACCCUGAAGCAGUGAUGUACGUGUGCAACGUAGCUGCAGAGUGGAGAAACACUUUCAAUAAGGAUGUGGUUGUUGACUUGGUUUGUUACCGUAGGAGAGGGCACAAUGAAAUGGAUGAGCCCAUGUUCACCCAGCCUCUGAUGUACAAGCAGAUCCAUAAGCAGGUGCCGGUGCUGAAGAAAUAUGCUGACAAACUGAUUGCAGAUGGGACUGUGACGCUGCAGGAGUUUGAGGAAGAAAUUGCAAAGUAUGAUAGAAUAUGUGAAGAAGCAUAUACUAGAUCUAAAGAUAAUAAGAUCCUGCAUAUCAAGCACUGGCUGGAUUCACCUUGGCCUGGCUUCUUUAACGUGGAUGGAGAGCCCAAGAGCAUGUCUUGUCCUCCAACAGGCAUUUCAGAAGAGCUACUGACUCACAUUGGCAAUGUCGCUAGUUCAGUGCCAGUCAAAGACUUCAAAAUACACUCAGGACUCUCUCGGAUUUUGAAAGCCCGCUUGGAAAUGACCAACAACAGGCUUGUUGACUGGGCCUUAGCAGAAUACAUGGCUUUUGGCUCUGUUCUCAAAGAAGGGAUACAUGUCCGACUAAGUGGCCAGGAUGUGGAGAGAGGUACUUUCAGCCAUCGUCACCAUGUGCUUCACGAUCAAGAAGUUGACAAGAGAACUUGUGUUCCUAUGAAUCACCUCUGGGAGCAGCAGGCCCCCUACACCGUGUGCAACAGUUCUCUCUCCGAGUACGGGGUCUUGGGUUUUGAACUUGGCUUUGCUAUGGCAAGUCCCAAUGCUCUGGUGUGCUGGGAAGCCCAGUUUGGGGACUUCCACAACACGGCUCAGUGUAUCAUAGACCAGUUCAUCAGCUCCGGCCAGGCCAAGUGGGUUCGGCACAACGGGAUCGUCCUGCUCCUGCCACACGGGAUGGAAGGAAUGGGUCCAGAGCAUUCAUCAGCCAGACCUGAGAGGUUUCUGCAGAUGAGCAAUGAUGACUCUGAUGCCUAUCCAGAGUUCACUGAGCAGUUUGAAGUUUCCCAGCUGUAUGAUUGCAACUGGAUUGUGGUGAACUGUUCAACUCCAGCCAAUUACUUUCAUGUCCUCCGAAGGCAGAUCUUGCUGCCAUUCAGAAAGCCGCUGAUUGUUUUGACACCCAAGUCACUGCUGAGGCAUCCAGAAGCUAAAUCCAGUUUUGAUGAAAUGGUGUCUGGUACCACUUUCCAACGUGUGAUUCCUGAGAAUGGGCUGGCAGCCCAGGCUCCACAUGAGGUCAAGCGAGUGAUUUUCUGCACGGGAAAAGUCUACUAUGACCUAGUGAAAGAGAGAAAGAACCAAGACCUGGAGAAACAAGUAGCUAUAACCAGACUUGAACAGAUCUCACCAUUCCCCUUUGACUUGCUGAAAGAAGAACUUGAUAAGUAUCCAACUGCUGAUCUAGUCUGGUGUCAGGAGGAGCACAAAAACAGUGGAUAUUAUGAUUACGUCAAACCUCGUUUCCGCACUAUUGUGAACCACACUCGACCCAUCUGGUAUGUUGGCCGAGAGCCUGCUGCUGCAGCUGCCACAGGCAACAAGAACAUGCAUCUGGUGUCACUCAGAAGGUUCUUGGAUACAGCUUUCAACCUGGAGGCCUUUGAGGGAAAGACAUUCUAACUGUAGGGCCCUGACCUGUCUCUGACUGGUAGUCUCUCAAAACACCUGCAUCCAGAAGGAAAGUAGGGAGAAUACUGGAAAUUAUGUAUUUUUGCUUUAUCAAAUAAAAGGAUCCAGCAGCUGACUUCAUUA
Cyanistes caeruleus (blue tit) is the source of this 3298-nucleotide messenger RNA. It is a transcript of the gene OGDHL, whose product is annotated as oxoglutarate dehydrogenase L. Gene Ontology annotation, molecular function: oxoglutarate dehydrogenase (succinyl-transferring) activity; thiamine pyrophosphate binding. The record is from RefSeq and is a predicted model, not a curated record. Lineage: Eukaryota; Metazoa; Chordata; Aves; Passeriformes; Paridae. Gene Ontology annotation, biological process: tricarboxylic acid cycle. Gene Ontology annotation, cellular component: mitochondrion; oxoglutarate dehydrogenase complex.